Molecule: messenger RNA, 1223 nt
Organism: Glycine soja
Lineage: Eukaryota; Viridiplantae; Streptophyta; Magnoliopsida; Fabales; Fabaceae
Product: epoxide hydrolase A-like
Exons: 3
Coding region: 33-1046 (337 amino acids)
Molecular function (GO): hydrolase activity
Source: RefSeq, a predicted model, not a curated record
CGAAUUGGAGCGUUUAAAAGAUAAAGAGAGGAAUGCAUGCCUUCAUAAACCGUGUAUCAUAUUGUUGUGCAAGAGACAGAGGGAGUGAGAUGGAAGGCAUAGAACACAGAACAGUUGAAGUGAACGGCAUAAAAAUGCAUGUUGCAGAGAAAGGAGAGGGUCCAGUGGUGUUGUUCCUCCAUGGCUUCCCUGAGCUCUGGUACUCAUGGCGCCACCAGAUUCUCUCUCUCAGCUCCCUCGGCUACCGCGCCGUCGCUCCCGAUCUCCGUGGCUACGGUGACACCGAGGCACCACCUUCAAUCAGCAGCUACAACUGCUUUCACAUAGUGGGUGAUCUCGUUGCGCUUAUUGACUCUCUGGGUGUCCAACAAGUUUUCCUUGUGGCUCAUGACUGGGGAGCCAUCAUAGGUUGGUAUCUCUGCAUGUUUCGCCCUGACAAAGUUAAGGCCUAUGUCUGCCUCAGUGUUCCUUUUCUCCGCAGAGACCCAAACAUCAGAACGGUAGAUGGCAUGCGUGCUUUGUAUGGAGACGACUACUAUGUCUGCAGAUUUCAGAAACCAGGCGAAAUGGAAGCUCAGAUGGCUGAAGUUGGCACUGGGUAUGUUCUCAAAAACAUCCUUACAAGUCGCAAAACUGGUCCUCCAUUCCUUCCGCAUGGAGAGUUUGGAACUGGAUUCAAUCCAGAUAUGUCUGAUUCCUUACCCUCUUGGCUCACAGAAGAUGAUCUUGCUUAUUAUGUCUCCAAAUUCGAGAAAACUGGCUUCACUGGAGGCUUGAACUACUACAGAAAUUUCAACUUAGAUUGGGAGCUGACAGCUCCAUGGACAGGAGUGCAAAUCAAGGUGCCCGUAAAAUUCAUUACAGGUGAGUUGGACUCGGUAUAUACCUCGCUAAACUUGAAGGAGUAUAUCCACGGUGGAGGGUUCAAGCAAGAUGUGCCAAACUUAGAACAAGUGAUUGUGCAGAAAGGAGUGGCUCACUUCAAUAAUCAAGAAGCCGCCGAGGAAAUCAAUACUCACAUUUACGAUUUUAUCAAGAAGUUUUAAUCUCAUCCAAAAACGAAUUCAUCCUGAAUAUAGUUGCAGGAUCAUAUAUAUAUACAGUUUAAAUCGUUAAAGUUGUAUGUAAUAAUAAUAAUAUAUGGCAUAGCCUCUAAAUUAAUUUUCAAUCUUAUCAUGCAAAUGGUGUCGAUCUUAUGAUGUCAUGAAACAAAUUAAUUAUUU